AUGUCCGUUGUUGAGGCGAACGACGGCUCCUCGCUCACAGGCAUCCUCCUCCGCUAUGCCCUCUGGGCCACCGCCUUCCUUCUCACCAGCCAAAUCGCCAUCUUCCUAUACAAAACCUUGACAUCUCCGCUUCGCAGCGUCCCCGGUCCUUUUCUCGCCCGCUUCGGUCGCUUCUAUUACUUUUGGCGAGUCGCUCAAGGCCACUGGGAACAUGAUGACCUCGACCUGCACAAGAGAUACGGGCCCAUCGUCCGAGUUGGGCAGGACAUGUACAGCAUUGAUCAUCCCGAAGUGGUCAAAAAGGUAUACAGUAUCAACUCCAAAUUCCCCAAGAGCGAUUGGUAUUAUGCGUGGCAGCAUCCGGACCCAAACCGCUGGACCUUGUUCCCGGACAGGGAUAUGAAGAGGCAUGCAGAGACCCGCAAAAGGUUUCAGGCAAUGUACUCGAUGUCGAGUUUGGUGAAUUACGAGUCCUAUGUAGACUCGUGCGCCGAGAUCUUUGGGCGAAAGUUGUCUGAAUUCGCUGCAAAAGGUCAGACUAUCGACAUGGCGCAUUGGUUUCAAUGCUAUGCAUUCGACGUAAUUGGCGACAUUACCUACUCUCAACGGUUCGGCUUUUUGGAUAAAGGCGAGGAUAUUUCGGGACUGUUGAAGGCGCUGCACAGUGUCUUAAAAUACGGUGCCCUCGUGGGCAUCUACGCCAAGUGGCAUCCCUUGAUCUUCAACCUUUCGAGUCGUCUCGGGAUUGGCGGUGGUGAAGGUCGAGUGUGGCUGAUGAAGUACGUGAGUGAGAGAAUCAAACAACGAGAGGAAGAAAAGAAAACCGGCAUCGAUGUUGAGAAGAUUGGGGAAAGAGACGAGAAUGCACCGAUGGACUUUUUGGAGAAAUUGCUGGUGGCAAAUCAGCAUGAUCCGCAGAAGGUAACCCCUUAUCAUGUCUUCAUGAUGGGCUUGUCGAAUAUCAUAGCCGGCUCCGACACGACCGCUGUGAGCCUAUCUUCGAUCCUAUACAACCUGCUCAGGUAUCCGGACACGAUGCAAAAGCUUCGAAAGGAGAUUCAGGAAUUCGAGGAGCAGGGUAGGUGUGGCAAUCCUGCUGUAUCGUUCAAAGAAAGCCAGGAGAUGCCCUAUUUGCAGGCGGUGAUGAAAGAGGCGCUGAGAAUGCACGCUGCCACCGGUUUGCCAUUGUGGAGAGUUGUACCUGAAGGCGGCGUGGAGAUUUGUGGUCAAUUCUUUCCUCGAGGCACCACUAUUGGACUCAAUAGUUGGUGCGCUCACUAUAACGAGGACGUCUUUGGACCAGAUGCCAAACAAUUCCGACCCGAAAGAUGGAUUGAAGCUGAGAAGGAAGGCGGUGAAAAGCUCAAGAUGAUGGAUGCUUAUUACUUACCUUUUGGACUCGGCGCAAGAACCUGCAUAGGUCGACACAUUUCAUUCCUGGAGAUGUCCAAAUUGAUCCCACAACUCGUGAGGAGGUUCGACUUCGAACUGGAGCAUCCCGAGCGUGAAUGGGAUACCGUGAAUUAUUGGUUUGUCAAACCAAUAGAUUUCCGGGUCAAGGUCAUGCUCCGAAAGGAGUAA
Molecule: messenger RNA, 1581 nt
Organism: Cladophialophora psammophila CBS 110553
Lineage: Eukaryota; Fungi; Ascomycota; Eurotiomycetes; Chaetothyriales; Herpotrichiellaceae
Product: cytochrome P450 oxidoreductase
Exons: 3
Coding region: 1-1581 (526 amino acids)
Molecular function (GO): heme binding; oxidoreductase activity, acting on paired donors, with incorporation or reduction of molecular oxygen; iron ion binding
Source: RefSeq, a predicted model, not a curated record